GCUGUCGCUCAGAAGUUUAAUGACGCUGCGCGACCGAGGUUAAAAGAACGCACUUAACUUGUGGCAAGAUUUUUAUCGUCUCGAUACAUUUGGCGUGCCAUCCUCUUGGGGUGUAAAAGCUCUCAUCAUGUUCGACAUAUGAACAAGCCGACCCUCCCCUUAGAAAACCUGACUAAAAACAAUCCGUCGGACUGGCUCCUGUCACCUCUCCAGCUGCUCGGCUUGUGGGUCCUCUGUGCCUUACAAAUUCUAGAUAACGGAGGUCGAUCAUUGCAUUCCUCUGAUCUCAGUUGUCUCCAUUAACCAGCGGAGGGUGAUGAGGUUGAUGGGCAGCCUGCUGUUGGUUCUGCUCUGGGCUUUCACCUCCAGGGCCACAGGCCUCAGCAUUCCUCUGGAAGUGGAGCAGCCUCCAACCAUAAUAAGUCACACAACAAGUCCUGUUAUUGCGCUUCCUUUCGACAACACCAUUACUAUCAGAUGUGAAGCAACUGGGAACCCACCACCAAUAUACAGAUGGACAAAGGAUGGCCAAGACUUAAUCUUGCCGAACAUCACAACAAUCAGAGCAGACCACACAGAUGGAACUUUGAUGUUUCACAACAAGCACUUCCUCCAGUUCCAGGGUAUAUACAGAUGCUUAGCUUCCAACAAGUUAGGAACUGCCAUGACGGGGGAUAUCAAGAUCAUAGUUUCAACUCCUCCAAAGUUUCCAAAGGAAGCACUUGAUCCAGUUGUUGUUGAGCAGGGGGAACCAAUCAUCCUGGAGUGUAACCCUCCACAAGGUGUCCCCCCUCGUCAGAUCUACUGGAUGAGCAUUGGUCUCCGGCACAUCGAGCAGGAUGAGAGAGUUUCCAUGGGAACCAAUGGCAACCUGUACUUCUCCUAUGCCUUACACAAAGACAGUCGUGAAGACUACUGUUGCUUUGCUGCCUUCCACAAAAUUCGCACCAUUGUCCAGAAAAGCGCCAUGGCUGUCGUGGUUAAGAGCUACAAUGAUUCCUCUGAAAGCGGCGAAGCGAGUGAGUCCGGAGGCCCCCCAGUGAGAGCACCUAGCCUGCUGCUGCCCUCUGGUGUCCAGUCAGCAAAGGUUUUGUUGAAAGGAGAAGAUCUGCAGCUCGAGUGCAUACCAGGAGGAUUUCCCACUCCCAGCGUGACGUGGAUGAAAAUGGGCGACAGUCUGUCUGAUCGGGUGAAACUGAGCAAUUUCCAAAAGCUGCUUUCCAUACCUUCUGUAGACGAGAAGGAUCAGGGAAAAUACAUGUGCACAGCUGAAAACUCUGCUGGAAAGGCCGUCCACUACUUUGACGUAAUAGUGCGAGAGCCGCCGACGUGGCUGGCGGAGCCUCCGCCGACCCAGCUGACUGUGAUCACCUCCGACGUUCACAUAAAGUGCUCGGUUAGAGGAAGACCACCGCCAGACAUAACGUGGAGGAGGAAUGGAGAACUAUUUAGAGACGACCCAGAGACCAACAGGCGAGUGCUUGAUGAUACUUUGGUGAUUCAUAAUGCCAGACCAGAGGACAGCGGCGUCUACCAGUGCGAGGCCUCCAACAGUCAUGGCAGCAUUCUGGCCAACGUCAACGUCAUGGUCAUGAACUUGGCUCCUUUCAUACUGACGAAGGACUUCCAAGAGUACGCUGUGAUCCUGGGAGGGGACGUCGUCAUGAACUGCAGCGUUUUCAGCUCUCCACCAUCCAGCAUCUCUUGGAACAAAAAUGGGACAGACAUCGAAGGGGGACGGGUUGUUGGCCUGGAAAACAGACAAUCAUUGAAAAUAAUCAGCACAGAAAAGGAUGACAGUGGGAGAUAUGUUUGCGUGGCCAAAAACACCGAGGGCACGUCAUCCGUCACUGCUGUCCUGGAUGUGAAAGAUCCCACAAAAAUAGUAAGCCCCCCUCAGGAUGUGCAGAUCGUCAGUGGCACCUCGACUCAGUUGAUGUGCGUGGCGGAGUAUGAUAAGAGUCUGCAGGACACUUUUGAGGUGGUGUGGAGGAAGAAUGGGGAAGAGAUAUCACUCACCCCUGAGGAAAAUUCCAGAUACAUAAUGGAAGGCGACAUGCUGCAGAUCAUGAACGUGAACCUGGAUGACCAGGGAAUGUAUACAUGCGUUGCUAAAACAAGUCUAGAUGAGGACAAUGCUUCUGCGCUAAUAACAGUGCUGGAUGUUCCUGAUGCUCCAACGAGAUUAAAGAUAUCUGAAGUUAAGAAUCCAAGAAACAUUACACUGUCUUGGGAACCAGGGAGUGAUCACAACAGCUCUGUAACAGAAUUUGUAGUGGAGUAUGAGGAGACUCAAUGGGAGCCCGGCAGGUGGAAGGAGCUCCAGAAAGUUCCUGGUAACCAGGCAACAGCUGAGCCGGCGCUCCACGGACACCUUAACUAUCAGUUUAGAGUUUACGCCGUUAACGCCGUCGGACCUGGACCCCCCAGUGAGCCAACUGAGAGAUACAAAACACCUUCUGCUGCACCUGACAGAAACCCAGAAAACAUCAAAAUUGAAGGACAUCUUCCUCAUCAGAUGGAUGUAAGCUGGGAGCCACUGCGGUCCAUUGAAUGCAACGGACCGGGCCUUGAAUACAAGUUGAGCUACCGCAAACUGGGGGUGGAAGACAUGUGGGAGGAGCAGCUUGUGAGAAGACCCUCGUUUGUUGUGAGGAACACAAGCACUUUUGUCCCCUACGAGAUCAGAGUUCAGAGCAGGAACAGCCUCGGGUGGGGUCCAGAACCUAAAACUGUUACAGGUUACUCUGGUGAAGAUGUUGUCUUUUGGCACUGUCUGCGGGAAAAUGUGUCAGUUCCCACUGCGGCACCGCGGGACAUAGGAGUGGAGGUGGUCAACACCACAGUUCUGAGAGUUAGCUGGACCCCGGUUCCUCCUGCCACUGUGCGAGGUCAUCUCGGUGGCUAUAAUGUUCACUGGGUAAAAAGGAAAAGUCUUCUGAAUCCAGGGAAGACUUUUAAUGUCCACAAUUACAUGUCUUUUCCCGGAAAAAGGAGUCACGCUAUUGUGCCAGGGCUUGAACCUUUCUCAGAGUACAAACUCACCGUCAACGUGUUUAACAAGAAAGGAAAUGGGCCCAGGAGCGAUCCUGUCACCUUCAGCACCCCAGAGGGAGUUCCAGGGUUAGUGCCUAUCCUAACCGCCUCCAACAGUCAUGCUGACUCCGUUCUUCUGGUAUGGGGACCACCGCUGGAGGCAAAUGGCGUCCUGUCCGGUUAUCUCCUGCGGUACCACCUCCUAAAUGAGACUUCACUUGAGGUGAUUGAUUCCCGGGAGAUGAACAUCACGGAGGCUGACAUCACCCAGUGGCACCUUAGGGGACUGGAGGGAGACAGUCUCUACCGCUUUCACCUCAGUGCCUGCACUCGAGCGGGUUGUGGACCUCCAAUGGCCCAGGAGAGCAGGACUGUAGCGGCAGCAGACCUCAACAGCUUUCUAUCUGUUCCCAGCUCUAUCCCGAGCAAUUCUACUCAUCCUCCUUUAGUUCCAGCCCUGUUGAACAUAAGCUCCUAUGUGAGUGACACCUAUGCCAAAAUCAGCUGGACUGCCGCAGAGGAGCAUGGGGACUCGCAGCUUUAUGUGGCUUAUAUGAAUAACCGUGAUGGUAUCUGGUACUUCUCAGAGGCUGUAAACACCUCUCAGAGUUUCCACGUAAUUGAUGGGCUCAAACCCGGGACGCUGUACACCGUACGCCUCAUGGCCAAGAAACUACUUGAUAAUGCUAGCAUAUUUGAGGACGUUAUCGAGACACGAGUCAAAGGUGUGGCAAAUCCAUCAAGAGACUUUUCAACUGAGCGCUGGUUCAUUGGGACCAUGUGUGCUGUGGCACUGCUCACCCUUGUUGCACUCGUGGCCUGCUUUCUACGGAAAAACAAAGGUGGCAAAUAUGCAGGUACGCUGCCACCCCAGCAACUAGACAUGUUCUCCAUGGAAAAAGUGAAAGAGAAGGAGGAUGUCAACCCUGACACCGAGUCACAAGAAAUGAAUGACGACGCCUUCUAUGAAUACAGUGACAGCGAUAAAAAGCCACUGAGGGGCAGCAGCUCGUGUUCAGGAGAUGACGCCGUCGGGGACAGCGUCAGCAGAGACAGUCUGGUUGACUAUGCAGACGAAGGAGGAGACUUCAAUGAGGACGGGUCAUUUAUCGGAGAAUAUUCUGAAUUUAAGCACAGGGGCUCGGUUAGUGAAUCCAGUGGACCUGGCCGCAUCACUGCAUGAAGCCAAGCUCGGAUUGGAAAAGCAACCCCGAACCCUUUAAAUAUACGUUUUUAAGAUCCUGCUCAAAAUUACUCGGAUACGAAGAAGGUUUUGAGAUCGGGCAGAAGUUGUUCUCAUGUCCAGCAAAAGUACACAUCACUCAUACAAACAUGAUGAACGCAAGUCUUUGUACACACUGUAAAAUAAUGGACUAUACUGAGAUUCAUAAUGUUAUUAAAAAAAAGUGUUUUUAUACCCAUCUGCUGAGAUCACCGGCACUGUACACCGCAUUUAUAAUGUAACAAAAAACUACAGAUCAAAAAUGUAUUGCCAUAAGGUAAAAACAUAUCAUUUUUUUUUACUUUUUUUUAACACAGUACAAUAUAUGUUCUCAAGAUGCUGCAUUUAUUUAAAGGCAUGUUAAGUGAUUUUUAACACGGAACACUUUUUUGUCACAUUCAGUGAAUAACUCCUCACCAUCCGCUCGGUGCCAUCCUGUGAAUAUAAAGUAUAAUGUCCUAUACUGUUGAUAUGCAAAUGUAUUUGUAAUACUUUUAAUCAAACUGAUGUUUUUAUAUCAAACAUGCCUUGUGUUUACCUUGAUUUUUUUAAAUUAAAAAUAAAUAAAUAAAAACACAGGACAGCGAUGCAAAUGUAAGAAUAUGAACUCAAACAUGAAAACACUUCUAUAUAAAUUUAAAUCUUCCAGUCA
Cololabis saira (Pacific saury) is the source of this 4910-nucleotide messenger RNA. RefSeq names its product neural cell adhesion molecule L1-like protein. The transcript is spliced from 30 exons. Lineage: Eukaryota; Metazoa; Chordata; Actinopteri; Beloniformes; Belonidae. Gene Ontology annotation, biological process: cell-cell adhesion. The record is from RefSeq and is a predicted model, not a curated record. Gene Ontology annotation, molecular function: protein binding. The coding region runs from base 317 to 4219 and encodes 1300 amino acids.